GUAUAUUUUGGACCGAGCAGACUUACAGUAAUCUGUCCAGGGUGUGUUCCUGCCCACUUCUCAGUGUUCCACUACGACCAUUUCAGGAAGGGCUACUACUACAGACAAGCAGGGGCAGGACAGGGAGGUUGGAUUUCCCAGAAAAGGAAGGAGAAGUGCAGGAAUUUGGGUUGAGAUCACACUUUAUCAGUUGGAGCUACACCAAGUCUUCAUUUACGCUUCAGUGGAGACUCGAGGAGUCUGAACCAGAACGUCUGGACAAAGCCUUCAUUAUUAAGAGCACCAGAGAACGGAAAGCAGUGAUCUGAGGAUGGCGCUGUUGAGGGCACUGUGCUUCUCCGCUGUGCUGCUGCACUUCGGGCUUCAUUCGGCUGGUGGUGUCGAGACCCUCAGCUGUCCGGCGCCUGCUGGGGUCCCGGGUACUCCCGGACAUAACGGCCACCCUGGACGGGACGGCAGAGACGGACCAGCAGGACCCAAAGGGGACAAAGGAGAGCCAGGAUUGAGUUUGCAGGGACCUCCAGGUAAACAAGGACCAGACGGGCCAGCAGGACCCAAAGGGCAGAAAGGAGAUUCAGGUACAAGAGAAGCUGUAAACGAAGCGCUGAUCAGAUCCCUGCAGUCCGAACUCCAGAACGUUAAAUCCCGUCUCACUGCGCUGGAGAAAGUUUCGACUUUCCAAACUGUUCGAGCGGUGGGGCAGAAGUUCUACGUCUCUAACGGACAGAAGGCCACGUUCACCGAAGCCCUGAAGCUCUGCGCCGACGAGGGAGCCGCGCUGGUCCUGCCGAGAGGCGAGGCCGAAAACGGGGCGCUGACGGGGAUGCACGGCGUCCUGGGUUCCGAUUAUAUUUACCUGGGCGUGACGGACAGGCAGGACGAGGGUCAGUUCGUCGAUCUGAGCGGAAAAGCUCUGAGUUACAGCAAGUGGAAGAAGAACGAACCCAAUAAUCAUAAGGACAAUGAGGAUUGUGUCGGAAUGUACAAGAACUCUGAGUGGAACGAUUUACCCUGCGACAUGUCGAUACACGUGGUGUGUGAGAUACAGGCAUGAAUAACAUCAACACACCCACCGAUCAAGCUGUCUGCUGGAGUUUUAAUAUGUAGAACACACUUACAUUAACGUAGUUUCAGAGGCGCUUUUAUUCAACCUGUCAGAACACCUAAAGAACUGAAAGUUAAGGGCCUUGCUUAGGGGCCUGACAGUGGUAACCUUGAUUGCUCCUUAACAUACUAACAUCUAAAAACAGAGUAACACACCCCAUGACAGUUCGUCGAUCCAUCACAGGGCCUUGGCGUUCGCAUCAGCCCCGCCCAGUAUGUCGUUAAUUAGAUCUGUACGUCAGCGAUAGCACUGUUAGGAAUUCAAACCCUGGAUCCCAGCAGUGAUUUACCGCCCAACAGAGAUAAUAAUAAAAAACACAAAAGCUUUAAAAAUGUUCCUCAGCUCUGUAUCAAACACAACGCCAGAGAAACGUUCUGUAUUUCUGAAUGAACAUCAGUGGUGGAGUUCCACAGGGUUCGGUACUAGGAUCGCUUCAUGUUAUUAAUAUUAUACUGAUCAAAUUAUACUGAAUUAUACUGAUAAGUAGCUGAUCGUGUAUUUCAUUUAUUUCGAUUCAUUUAAAGAUUAAUGGUGGAUAUUCAUGGAUUAGUACAGUACAUGAGUGUGUUCCACAAGGUUCCGUGUUAGAACCGAUAUAAUUUUUAUACUCAGUAUAUAAACGAAGCUUUAAUAAAUAAAUACUUUUAUAUUCCA
Molecule: messenger RNA, 1759 nt
Organism: Trichomycterus rosablanca
Lineage: Eukaryota; Metazoa; Chordata; Actinopteri; Siluriformes; Trichomycteridae
Product: mannose-binding protein C-like
Exons: 5
Coding region: 311-1054 (247 amino acids)
Source: RefSeq, a predicted model, not a curated record